UAAUACCUUUUGCAAAAAGUACUCUUGUAAGAAGAAAUAGUAUGAGGCAACACUUAACAUAUUGACAGCACUUGCUUAUUGAAAUUAGUUUGCAAGUGACUGUUUGGCUAAUUGGAAGUGGGGUUUGUUUUUUAGUUUGCAAGUGGGUUUUGGUUAAACUAUUGUGAAAACUAUUCCGUGAAAUAUAAGUAGGCUCCUUUCAGCAGUUGUUGGUCGCCAUAUUUAAUGGCUUUUAUGGAAGUUGCACUAGGAACGCCUAAAUAAAAAAAAAAUAGAAAAUGACAUCAGCCCAACGUUCCUUUGCCCAAAAAUUGUCAAAGCAACAUGCUUCUGAAGUGCGGAAAAAUGUUGUCAACUGCCAUAUGCAAACAAAGACAACAGACUCUAGUUCCAUGUAUUCCUCAACGCUUUCUCUUACAGAACCUGUUGAGCCGUUGGAUUACGAGGAUUUCUUACUGCAACAAAUCAACGUGCUCAAUAGGGAUCCCUUGAAACAUAUAUUGGACUUUCCGCCCGGAGACGUUUUGGUCAAAACUAUACCGCGUAAAAUACGGACAUCUGAACAUAUUGUGCCAAAAGAAAAUAUUGCUGAACUACCACAACAUGUACAAGAAUGCGUGAAUUGCUAUACGCGUCCAUGGAAAGUCGUCGAAUAUUUACAGCGUCACUACUCAAGUUCGUGCUGUGCGCGUGAACGCAUUGAUCGCGGUACAAUAAGUCCAUCUGCAUACCAACAAGAAUUCGAAGUGGAUAGAGAUUUCGCUUCAUUUGACGAAACACUAACAGACAAAAGUGAUAGUUGUACUCCAAGUUCACGACAAUCUAUUGCUAGUUUAUCAUCCGUUAGUUCAUGUACUGAUACCCUUACACCACGAGGUUCUUGGGCUAGCUUUGAUUUAAGACGUUCUGUAAACGAUCCACUUAUACCGAAUCUCCUUGAUGCUGUACCACCUGAGCAAAUAGAUCAAACAAACGAUGCACGCCGACAAGAGGAUCGUCAGGAGGCAAUGUUUGCUUUAUAUCCAGAAGCCGAUCCUGAAGAUUUAAUUGAGCGUCGUUUACCAGCUGAGAUACCAAUGGAACAUAUUGGUCAUCGUGUGUUUGUGAAAUGCUUACAACUGCGUUUAGAGCUUGAAGUUGAACCUAUAUUUGCUUCAAUGGCAAUUUAUGAUGCUAAGGAAAAGAAAAAAAUUUCGGAGAAUUUUUAUUUUGACAUGAACUCAGAUACACUUAAGCGAAUGUUAAGUACCCAUGUGCGUUGCUCUGAUGCAAGCACACAAAGUCGUGCCGCGGUAUUCGAAGUUACAUACCCAAGCAAUGAUUUGUUUUUGGUUAUACGUCUAGAAAAAGUUCUACAAGGUGAUAUUAAGGAUUCGGUAGAACCUUAUUUAAAAGAUGAUAAAGAUAAAUAUAGAGAAAAAGCUAAAUCUAAUGCUUCUGACUUUUGUGAACGUCUUGGUAAAUAUCGUAUGCCGUUUGCUUGGACAGGAAUUUAUUUGACUAAUAUAUUCAAUGGCGAUAACUUUGAUGGCAAAGAAAAUUGUAACGAGAAAGAAAGUGGUUCAUUGGGUUCGGCUGCAAGUUCGAACAGUUUAGAUCGUAAGUCAUCGACGAGUAGCUUCGAUCAAUUGCGCCGUAAGGCCAAUGAUAUGGGUGGUACACUAACUAGACGUGGUUCAUUGGAACGCAAAGAAAAGCGUCGUUCUUGGUCUCCUGAUGAUUUUGCUAAUGUUAUCGAAACAUUCAGACCUAUAACAAUAACUGUAUCAAGUUUUUUCAAACAAGAAUCUGACAAAAUGAAAGAUGAAGACUUAUAUAAAUUUUUGCCAGAACUUAAACGACCUGGUGCUGUUAUGAAAAAAUAUAAAUGUAUACCGGGUUCAAUAAAAUUGGAAAUCUCACCAUGUCCAGAAGAUGUUAAGAACGCGUUAACACCCGAAUUGGCAAAAGUGGAACCAUAUCCAGAGGACAAAACGCGGCCAAUAAAAGAAAUUUUAGAAUUUCCUUCCACUUCAAUUUACAAUCCACACUACACAUAUCGAAAUCUACUUUUUGUAUCACCAAAAGAACUGAAUUUUUCUUCACGCGCUGGUUCAGCACGAAAUAUUGCCGUGAGAGUGCAGUUAAUGGCUGGCGAAACACAAACUGAUGCAUUAAAUGCAAUAUUUGGAAAAUCAUCGUGUUCCGAAUAUGCAACCGAAGUAUAUACAGCUGUAAACUAUCAUAAUAAAUGUCCUGCAUUUUAUGAUGAAAUUAAAAUUUCACUGCCAGCGAACAUCAAACAAAAUCAUCAUUUAUUCUUUACACUUUAUCACGUAUCAUGUCAGAAGAAACCACAAGAAGUGCAAGCCUCUGUUGAAAGUCCAGUUGGUUACACGUGGUUGCCACUGUUAGAAGAUGGAAAAUUAAAAGUAGGCGAAUUUAGUUUACCUGUAAUGGUUGAAACACCACCAGAAAACUAUUCUUUUAUACCACCAAAUGUACACUUACCAGGCACCAAAUGGUUAGAUAAUCAUAGACCUGUUUUUACGAUUUCAGUGGAUGCAGUAACAUCUGUACACACUUUAGAUGUCAACUUGGACAGAUUUUUCCUUACAUGCGAAUAUCUAGACACACGCAAAAUACCACCACGUAUUGGUGAAGGGAAUAUGGAAAAUGAAAUGAAGAAAUGUCUUCUAGACAUAGCAAAUGCAGAGCGCGAACCAUUAGUUAAAAACUUACAUUUGGUAUUAGAUAAAUUAAUUGAGUUAUUGGUGACUACGUACAAAAUUGGUGGGCAGACUUUAUCGUUGGGUUUGACGGUUUUCGAAGUUUUAUGUAUGGUGUCAUCAAAUCUAUUGAUACUUUCCGAUGAUUUGGUGGCAGAUCAGUAUGGACGUCAAAAUCUCUUCUCGACUUAUGUACAAUUUCAAAGUAAAAUACCUCAUCCAUUUUGUGGUAAACGUCGUAUAACUUAUAGCAGAAGUAAUGCAGAGGAAAUGAUGUCAAACAAUGUUGACACAUACAGCAUUUAUGAUAAUGUCACCACAGGAGGUCGCAGCUUAGAUAGGAAAGAAUUAGCUUUGGAAAUGUCACCCACAUAUGGAGGGCGCGAUGGACAAAUACGCUUACUACACGAAGAACUCGCACUUCAUUGGGUUGUUGCAAGUGGCAAAGCAGCUGAAUUGGCUAUGAGCAACUCUUGGUUUUUAUUUGAAGUUAUUGUGAAAUCAAUGAUUGAACAUUUGGACUAUACACGCACAUUAACUGCACCACGGAAGCAACGUUUUCCACUCAAAUUUACUGAUGAUAUUUCAACAUUGGUGCAUUUGGUUACCACAAAGGUUGUAGGAUUUCAUAGCAACGAACCAAAACUAGCACAAUCAUUAAAUGCAAGCCUAAGCUUUUUUGUAUUCGAUCUGUUUAGUAUAAUGGAUCGUGGUUUUGUAUUUGGUCUCAUAAAAACCUACUAUAAAGUAUUGAUAUCCAAAAAUGCAUCUAUACCAGAUUUAAUGAAUUACAAAAUCGAUUUUUUACGUAUUGUUUGCAGUCACGAACAUUUUUUUGCACUUAAUUUACCAUUUGGUACACCGUACACAACAUUUUCAGCUCCUUGCAGUCCAACACCAAGCACUACAUCAAGUAACAGUCAAACCUCUUACAGUUCCACAGAGCGUGCAUUGCAUGCCGAUCUUAAUUCCGAUUUUCGUCAGCAACAUUUUCUUGUUGGUUUGGUUUUAAGCGAUUUAGCGACAGUAUUGGAGGUACCAAAUCCGCAGUUGCAUGGUAAAGCAAUACGUUGCAUACGAAACCUUAUGACGUCACAUGAUUUGGAUGCACGUUACAGUGAAAAAGAGGCACGUGCCAGAGUUGCAUCGCUUUACUUACCAUUAUUAAGUAUUGUUAUGGACACUAUACCACAGUUUCAUCAGUAUUUGACAGAUACACAUGAUCGUUUGCAAAGCAUUGGUCUUUUGGAAGACUACCAAGGACCGCAUCAAACCAUAGCAACUACAACAAUAAGUCCGGAAGUUGCUUACGCUAUCUCAGGUAGUCGUACGUAUUCUUACGCACCCGACCAAGUAAAAAAUAAGUCACCGCUUAGCACAGAAAAUACAAGACAUUUACUCGCUUGCUUUAUUUGGAUAUUAAAAAAUCUCGAGCGAACUAUUUUGUAUCGUUGGUUAUUGGGUUUAAGUCCACAUCGUGUACACCAAAUGUUACAAGUUUUAAAUACGUGCAUACCAUGUUUCGAAUAUAAAGGACAGAAACGAUUACCAGUACUGAAACGAAACACUCAAAGUUUUCGCAAACCAAAUGAUUUGAAGGAGAAAUUGGAGGAAUGUAUACGAGGUACAAACUCUGCACGUUAUGAUUUAAUCAACCGUCGUAAAGAUCGUAAUUCUACUGAAAAAUUUCGUUGGCGAAAAGAUCAAAUGCCGUAUCGAUCUACAUUUUACGACGUAGUAACUAAACCCGAUCCGGAUUUAGAAUUAAAUUAUUUCAUCGAAGGAUCUUUGGCUACCGAAAUCUCACUGAUUAUACUUGACACUCUAGAAAUAAUAGUGCAAGUGUCGACCAAUUCGGAAAUACAUCAUAAUCUCUUGGGUACUGUUCUAAAAGUACUCUUACAUGCUUUAUCACGCAACCAAAGCACUUUGACGUUGAAAAAUUUGUUCGCUUCUCAACGUGCUUUAAUUUUUAAGUUUCCGAAUUUAUUAUUCGAUGAAGAAACCGAUAUUUGCGCAGAUUUAUGUUUGUUAUUGUUGAAACAUUGCGGUUCGCAAUUGCCUGGUAUACGUUCGCAAGCUGCUGCUUCACUAUAUCUUUUGAUGCGGCAAAAUUUUGAAAUUGGAAACAAUUUUGCACGUGUCAAAAUGCAAGUUACAAUGUCAUUAAGUUCACUUGUUGGCACCAGUUCCUCUUUUAGUGAGCAGUCAUUGAGACGCGCAUUGAAAACUGUACUUGUGUACGCUGAAUCUGACGUUGAUCUACAGGAAACCACAUUUCCUGAACAAGUACAGGAUCUGCUCUUUAAUUUGCAUAUGAUAUUAUCCGACACAGUUAAAAUGAAAGAAUAUCAGGAGGACCCGGAAAUGUUGCUCGACCUUAUGCAUCGCAUUGCGAAAGGUUAUCAAAAUAAUCCAGAUUUACGCUUAACCUGGUUGGAAAAUAUGGCUAAAAAACACCGCGAACGCGCUAAUCACACUGAAGCUGCAAUGUGUUAUGUACAUUCAGCUGCUUUAGUUGCCGAGUACUUAAGCAUGUUAGAAUCACAACCACAUUUGCCUGUAGGUGCUGUUAGUUUUCAACGUGUUACGCCUAACUCACUUAUGGAAUCGGCUGUGUCAGAUGAUGUACUUAGUCCAGGUGAAGAUGGUAUAUGUCUUGGCAAUCAUUUCACUGAAAGCGGUCUGAAAGCUUUGCUAGAGGAAGCUUCUAAUUCAUAUCAAAUUGCUGGAAUGUACGAAGCAAUGAAUGAGGUCUACAAAAUCCUUAUUCCGAUAUGCGAAGCCAAUCGCGACUUUCAGAAACUUGGAAAAAUACAUGGCAAACUUCAGGAAGCCUUUAAUCGUAUAGCACAAUUACAAGGUAAACGUGUAUUUGGCACUUAUUUUCGCGUUGGAUUUUAUGGUGCCAAAUUUGGUGAUUUAGAUCAACAAGAAUUCAUUUAUAAGGAACCCACAUUAACAAAAUUACCGGAAAUCUUUAGUCGUUUGCAAAACUUUUAUGCUGAACGCUUUGGUCCAGAUUCUGUUCAUAUAAUUAAAGAUUCAAAUUCAGUUGAUGUAAGCACGUUAGAUUCAGAUAAAGCUUAUAUACAAAUAACUUAUGUGGAACCAUAUUUUGAAACCUACGAAAUGCGUCAUCGUGAAACUCAUUUCGAAAGAAACUUUAACAUAAAGCGAUUUAUAUUUGCUACACCUUUUACAAAGUCUGGUAAAGCGCAUGGAGAAUUACACGAGCAGUGUAAACGUAAAACCAUACUUACCACAGCUAAUCAUUUUCCAUAUGUAAAAACACGUAUCCAAGUAAUAAGUCGUCAGCAAAUUAUACUUGAACCAAUCGAAGUGGCAAUUGAGGAUAUACAAAAGAAAACUUUAGAAUUGGCUGCAGCAACGAAUCAAGAACCGGCCGAUCCAAAAAUAUUACAAAUGGUACUUCAAGGCUGUAUUGGUACUACUGUUAACCAAGGUCCUAUGGAAAUGGCUACAGUAUUUUUAUCGAAUCUCUCAGAUGGUGUUACGAUACCCACGAAACACCAAAAUAAACUACGUCUUUGCUUUAAGGAAUUUUCGAAACGUUGUAUAGAUGCCUUAAAGAAAAAUCGUAAUCUUAUAUUAUCUGAUCAAAAAGACUAUCAACGAGAACUUGAACGAACUAAUGAGCGGUUUGUGGAACGUUUAACACCUUUAAUGUCCUUAACACCUGCCCAAGCAAUGGGAGUAGUAAAAGCCAAUGCUUAUAAGAGCACACCUUUAAAAUGGUAAACCGUGUUUUAUUAUAUAAAAUUCAAUUAUGGAAUUGCAUUUCAAAAAGGUAAUUUAAUAUUAUUUUAUUUACAUGACUGUACCCUGGAC
Molecule: messenger RNA, 6560 nt
Organism: Teleopsis dalmanni
Lineage: Eukaryota; Metazoa; Arthropoda; Insecta; Diptera; Diopsidae
Gene: Zir
Product: dedicator of cytokinesis protein 7
Exons: 15
Coding region: 279-6470 (2063 amino acids)
Biological process (GO): positive regulation of GTPase activity; small GTPase-mediated signal transduction
Molecular function (GO): guanyl-nucleotide exchange factor activity
Source: RefSeq, a predicted model, not a curated record